Abrus precatorius (Indian licorice) is the source of this 1156-nucleotide messenger RNA. Its product is annotated as mediator-associated protein 2. The transcript has 5 exons. NCBI's taxonomy places the organism in Eukaryota, Viridiplantae, Streptophyta, Magnoliopsida, Fabales, Fabaceae. Bases 283 to 975 code for a protein of 230 amino acids. The record is from RefSeq and is a predicted model, not a curated record.
GGGGAAGGUUUGAAGGAUACAAGCCGGAUGAAAUUGUUGUGAAAUGGGGUUUUAAAUUGUGAAAACCCUUAGAAUUGUAGGACUUUAUGAUCCCUAUGAUCUGUUAGAUUUAAACCGGUUUGCUUAAAAAAAAAAAAAAACCAGUUGGGUAGAACUUAGAACCCUAAAUCACUUACCGAGUCGAACCUCCUUCCUCUCUGUUCUUGGUUGAACCUUAAGUCUAAGACGUGGUUCUGAGUGUGUGGCUGUGUGCAACCUCCUUCUGCUUUUGAGGCUCUGUAAAUGUCAAUGGUAGAUUUGGAGGGUGUUUGUUACAGGCCUUCUGCAGAAUAUGUGGAAGACAGCAAUGAAGCGCUGAUUAACUUGACCGACUCCAGUGAGCUUUUGUUUCUUAGGUUGCCUUUUACCAAUGAUUUGUUAUCUGAGAUACAUGGGCAGAAAUUGUCCCUUACACUUCAUAAUGAUGGUAAACUAGCCAGCUUCGAGGGUUCGUCUGGUAACGUAUAUGAAUUUGUCAGCUUUGCUGCCCAGGAGCCAGAUGAAACAGUUUUUGUUUCCUCAGCUACAGAACCUAAAAUUGGAAAAAUUUCAAAGCGAGUUUCCACUGUCCAUUUCCCCAAUCCUAAAGAACUUGAAAAACUCAAUUCAACCAGUGCAAGACAUGCACAUCGAAAUUCUUCUGGAGUCACGGUGACAACUUCAUCUCGAUAUUUUCCUAUGCAAAGUGGUGGACUUGCGGCUUCAUCAAAAGGUAGCAGACAGAAAAGCUCUAUAUCUGAAGUUACCGAGCCAUCAAGUACUUCAAAAAAGAAACGUGUGUCUAAAUCCAAAUCUAUGGUACCUGAGGUCCCGUCCCCAUCUAGUGGAAGAAGACAUGUAUCUGAGUCAUCCCGUGGUCACAGCACUGGCAUUUCUUCCAUGUCCUCAGAUCAUUCUGAUGGAGGAAAAUCAAAGAGAAGAAAACAUAAGGAAUAAUGUUUCCUUUACUCGCCAUUGGCCUAUUUAUAGUUUAAUAUUUUUAAGUUUACAUUCCUUUCAAACGUAUGGAAAGAAUGGCGCAUGACUUUUAUGCUGCAAAAGGAUGAUAAAUUUAAAUGUUUGCAUUCUAGCUGUCUACAAAUUUUUCUUUCUUUCAUUUUUUUUUAAUAAAAUUUCA